Molecule: messenger RNA, 1104 nt
Organism: Microsporum canis CBS 113480
Lineage: Eukaryota; Fungi; Ascomycota; Eurotiomycetes; Onygenales; Arthrodermataceae
Product: O-methyl transferase B
Exons: 4
Coding region: 1-1104 (367 amino acids)
Molecular function (GO): O-methyltransferase activity
Source: RefSeq, a predicted model, not a curated record
AUGCUCUCGGAGUGUGGAUCAGCCAGUGACCUUGCCGGCCAAAUUGAGGAGGUUACUGCUCAAGUACAGGCCGGGCUUAUAGACGUCAACUCACGGAAGCGGCUACUAGCUGCUUCACAAAGGCUCACUGUAGCUCUAGAAUCUCCACUCAUGACCUGCAGACGGGUUGCUUUCCUGUAUCUAGCCUCCAUGAAUUAUAUCGAAGAAACCGGUAUCGGUCAAUGGAAGAGUACAACUGCGUGCGAAUCCCUUGCAAAUGCAGGAUUCGCAGCAGGGGUGAAGUUCAACUAUGACGUGACUGCGCCAGUAUUUUUGAAAUUACCAGCAUGGUUGACCGCAAAUAAUGGAGCCGGUUCUGAGAAGCGGCUCGAAACUCCUUUCCAAUUCUCAGUCGGCGACCCCGAUGCAUCUUUCUUCCCCUGGCUGUCGAAAAAUGAAGCUUCCCUGGCAAACUUCCAUAUUUGGAUGAAUACCCGGCAUGCUGGAGAGACCCACUGGCUGGAUGUGUACCCCCUUGACAAGUACAUCAGGUUGGACGAGGCUGACAACUUAGUUGAAACCCUGCUGGUAGAUGUUGGUGGAGGGAAUGGCCAUGAAGCUAGGCUGGUAAAAGAAAGGUAUCCCCAUUUACCAGGCCGCAUUAUCUUCCAAGAUCUCUCAGAGAUCAUCCAAAAAUGUUCUUCCAUGCAUGGAGUUGACGGGAUGAUACAUGACUUUUUUUCCCCACAACCAGUACGCGGGGCAAGAAUAUACCGCCUCCACCAUAUUCUCCAUGAUUGGCCAGAUGAACCAUGCCGCCAAAUCCUUGGGCACCUAAGAAAUGCCAUGGUUGGACAUUCCAUCCUCCUAAUCGGAGACAUAGUUCUGCCUGAUACCAAUGCACACAGCAACUCAAUGCAAAGUGACUUAACCAUGAUGGCGCUAUUUCUGGCCAGGGAAAGGUCCAAAUCACAAUGGGUUAGCUUGCUCAAAGGAGCGGGGUUGUGUGUUAUUGACAUACACACCGUCCAAGAGGCAUCGGGAGAGAGUAUCAUUACCGCUGUGGUUGAUACUACAAUUUUCAAGGAAAUGGAAGUUGGAGCCGUGAAAUGUGAUUCAGCAUGA